AUGGACAGAAGAAACCAGACCAGCAUCUAUGAAUUUCUCCUCCUGGGCCUCUCUGAGCAUCCAGAACAGCAACCUCUCCUGUUUGGGCUCUUCCUGGGCAUGUACCUGUUCACUGUGGUGGGAAACCUGCUCAUCAUCCUGGCCAUUGUCUUUGAUAUGCACCUCCAUACCCCCAUGUACCUCUUCCUGGCCAACCUCUCUAUUUCUGACAUUGGUUUCACCUCUACAAUAAUCCCCAAGAUGCUAGAUAAUAUUGGCUCAGGAAGUAAACUGAUUUCUUAUGGUGGAUGCCUGACACAACUCUACUUCUUUGGCUUAUUUGCUGAUCUGCACAACUUUCUCCUGGCUGUGAUGGCACUUGACCGCUAUGUGGCCAUCAGCCACCCCCUCCACUAUGCCAUGAUCAUGAACUCCCAAUGUUGUGUCCUGUUGGUGGCUGGGUCCUGGCUGGUCACUACCUUCCAUGCCCUGGUGCAUACACUUUUAGUGAUCAGGCUUUCCUUCUGUGGCCCCAAUAUUAUCUCCCACUUCUUCUGUGAUCCGGUUCCUCUCCUAAAGCUGGCCUGCUCCAGUACUUAUGUCAAUGACCUGGUGCUCAUCUUUGUGGCAGGAACAUUGCUUAUUGGACCUUUUGUCUGCAUCCUUACAUCUUACUUUCACAUUGUACUGGCUAUCCUGAAAAUGGAUUCUCCAAAAGGUAAGCAAAGGGCCUUCUCCAACUGCAGUUCCCACCUCUCUGUGGUCUCUAUGUUCUACACAACAGCUACUGGAGUCUAUUUAUAUCCUCCAACACCCUACUCAGGUGGGAAGGACAGAGUCUUCUCAAUAAUGUACACAACAGUAACCCCCAUGCUGAACCCCUUCAUCUACAGCUUGAGAAACAGAGAUAUGAAGGGGACAUUGGGGAAACUACUCAGAAUAAAAGCAUUCUAA
Messenger RNA from Trichechus manatus latirostris (Florida manatee), 933 nucleotides. Its product is annotated as olfactory receptor 1361-like. NCBI's taxonomy places the organism in Eukaryota, Metazoa, Chordata, Mammalia, Sirenia, Trichechidae. The record is from RefSeq and is a predicted model, not a curated record. Gene Ontology annotation, molecular function: olfactory receptor activity; G protein-coupled receptor activity. Bases 1 to 933 code for a protein of 310 amino acids. Gene Ontology annotation, biological process: G protein-coupled receptor signaling pathway. Gene Ontology annotation, cellular component: plasma membrane. The transcript has a single exon.